Molecule: messenger RNA, 1677 nt
Organism: Larimichthys crocea (large yellow croaker)
Lineage: Eukaryota; Metazoa; Chordata; Actinopteri; Sciaenidae
Gene: prrg2
Product: proline rich Gla (G-carboxyglutamic acid) 2
Exons: 6
Coding region: 763-1374 (203 amino acids)
Cellular component (GO): extracellular region; plasma membrane
Molecular function (GO): calcium ion binding
Source: RefSeq, a predicted model, not a curated record
UAUUGAAUACCUUCCUGAUGGAACUAAAUGAUAAUUGUAAUAAUACCAUCAUGCCAGUGUGCAAGCUUUGGGAUGACUUGGGCAGAGGCUACACAAAUCACCCUCAACUCCGUCCAUAGCACAAAUUUAAGACUAGCUGUGUGUUUUAAGUGAGAGCUGAACAGUGUGAACUUACAUUACACUGCUUUAGUUUCAGCAAUGUGCAAUCAACUGGAAUCUCUCUCUCUCUCUCUCUCUCUCUCUCUCUCUCUCUCUCUCUCUCUCUCUCUCUCUCUCUCUCUCUCUCUCACACACACACACACACACACUUGCAACUGGACAAAACAAGUAAACUAAGCCAGGGUGUAGUGAGUUGACAGUGAGACAGGAAGCAGACACAGGUUUGUGGAGGUUCCUCCCUCCAGCUGGUAUGCUGUCAAACAGGUUUGUGAUGUGACAUUUCACUGGGAAAACAGCACAACGUUUUGUAGCCUGACGCUUUAGCACAAAAAGUGAGCAUUAAGGAGAUUAGUUUGAAGAAGUAUUGGUGCCUCCAUGUUUCUCAUGUUUCUGAAAAUCAGAAGAAUAACUUCUCUUUUUCUCCUGGAAAGUUCAGACUGACGGACCAAACUGCAGCCAAGUGAGGAGGUGAGGUGAGACAGGUGAGUGUUAGAGGCUCAUCCUCUACCUACUCUGGCCUCUGGACACAACCAUUGGAACACUAUCGACAGGAGCCCUCCUAGUCUUUUUCUGUGUAUUUUUUUUUUUUUUUUUUUUGCUUCAAUGACUGCCACAUCAGUAGUGUGGAUUACCGUGCUGUCCCUGGUGCAGCUGACCCACUGCUCUGUCACCUCCAGACACACUCCAGGAGAUCCAGUGUUGGUGGACGAGCAGUCAGCGACCUCCUUCCUGUCACGCUCGCUACUCUAUAACAGCUGGGACUUUGAGCUGGUGGUGCCUGACAGUCUAGAGAGGGAGUGUAAAGAAGAGAUGUGCAGCUAUGAGGAGGCAAGAGAGGUGUUUGAGGACGACGUUCAGACGGAAAUAUUUUGGUCCCAGUAUUCCGACAGUCAAGCAUAUGCACCCAGAGUAGAUGUGUCAGGCCUUGUGGCAGGGAUCCUGGCUGUCCUCAUGUCUGCUGCUAUUGCAACUGUGCUGGGAAUCUACUGCUACAAAACCAAGAUGAAGGGUGGACGGAGGUCAGCCCAAGCUCCGGUGAGGAUGGCAGCAGAUGGGCGUCCAGCCGCAGAGUCAGUGCCCCUGGCAGGGAUCAUUGCACCAGGUCUACCCAGCUACAGUGAGGUUCUAGCCCGAAGUGGGCAGCAUGAUGCCCCACCACCUCCAUAUUCAGGGGGUACGCCAUCAGAGGCCGCUGAUCCAGGAGACAACGAAUGAGAGGACUGGCAGAGCCUCUUCAUUGUGUUUGACAGGCACUGUUGGUUUGAGUGAAUAUUGCAUGCAUUUUGAUAUACUGUAUUUAUGAGUGAAGUUAAGUCAUGAUCCCCGAGACGACGGCUCUGACAGUAUGAUCUGCAUAUUGUCUGGGAAAUAGUCUGAUGCUUUAAAGUGGGUGCAGCUGAGGGUGGGUAUCAUUUUAGUGGUUACACAGUGUUGUGUUUGUAGGCUAACAAAAGACAAUUCACAUCACUUCUUCAUGGAACACUGACAUGUUUUAUAAAAUAAAUCACAGAACCAUGA